AUGCAUAAGAUUGGUCAUUGUAAUAUCUAAAGAUAAUUCUAGGGAUCUCGAGAAUGGAUAUAUUUGGAUAAUCAAUCACAUUAAGAAUGAAUAAGCAAAGCUCAUAUAAAACUGUUUUUGGAGGCUGCUCCUCUUUAAUUUUGCUAGCAAUUUUAAUUCUGAUAUUCUCAUCAAACAUAACAUCCUUUUUCAACAAAGAAAGUUUGAGUGCAACUGUUUUAACUGAAUUUGAAGAAAUUCCAUCCUUAUCAAUUAUAGAUGAUUCAUUUUUUUUAUUCGCUGUUCAAAUAGAUUAAGAUGAUUUUUUAAAGAAACCUUUUUACGAUAUCAAAAUAGAUUAGUUCCGUAUCCAAAAGUUUUUGAACGGAUCUUCAAUUUAAACUUAAAAGGAAGUUUAGUUGAUACCUUGCACUUUAGAUCGUUUUAAUAAAAUAUUCUCUUAAUUUGGAAGAGAUAUGACAGACUAAUUCAACCAGUUUAAAUUAUAUGAUUUUUUGUGCUUUGAGUAAGUGGUUCUAUAUAUAUUUGUAGCUACAACCAAUCUUUUUCAAUCUAAGGAACGUAUUCAAGUAUAAUAAAUAAAUAACUCUUCUAGAUUUGGAAUUUGAAUUUUUGAAAAUAUAAGUGUAAGAAUGUAGUAAUAAAACUAAUUGUGCUUCAAAAGAGGAAUUACAAUAAGAGGUUGAUAAAAAUGGAGCAUUUAAAAUAAAAUUGUUUCCUAUAAACAAAGUAAAAGAUUAAAUGAUAUAGAUUAUAGAUAUUGAACCCUUACAAACCAGAAGAUAACUAUUUACAAACAUUUUUAGAUGAUUCUUUUUUCUUUCGAUUUCUUCCCUCAAACAUUUAUAAGUCUGUAGAUUUAUUUAUCAAAGAAUACGAAGUUACUAAUGAUCAAAGUCUCUUACCAUUUAGUCAAUUGGAAUAAUCAUAGUUUUACACAUUAGAUCAAUCAGAAAUUAAAGAGAGAACAGAACUAUAAAAUAAUCAAUCAUCCUUUGUACAAAUAUAGAUCAGAAAAAGUCCAUAUAAAAUAAAAAUAUUUAGGAAAUAUUUGAAAAUAGAUGAAUUAUUAUCUAAUUUGGGAGGCAUAUAAUAAAUAUUUAUUUUUUUUGUUGGAACAAUUCUAACUAUUUACAAUAGAUUCCAACGUAAUUAAUAAUUUUAUUUAAUAGUUCUGGUUGAAUUAGCGAAUAAAUUAUAUGAAUUUACAUUAGUAUCUUUUCAAAAGGAAAAAUAUUACUAAGACAAUUUAGAUUUGGUUAAUUAAAUGAUUUAUAAUAAACAAGAGAAAAUGCCAUUUUAAGAAAAGCCUCGAAAUUCAGAUGUAGAUCUAGAAAUACAGCCUUUGCAUCAGAGUACCAUAAAUUAAAAAUCAAAAAAUGAGUUGCUGAAAUUCAGUGAAUAAAUGAGUCCCUCAUCCUAAUAACAGCGGAAUCCACUUAAGAAAUAAACUGAAUUUGCCUUAAAAAAAAAUAAGUUUAUCUAUGAAUAAGAAGCUAUGGCAUCAAAAUUAAAUUGUUAGAAUGGAUUAGAAUAUUUCUAAUUACAAAUUUAAUAAUUAAUUUAAAGAUCAAAACCAAUCUUAAUGACGUUUCAAAUGUUGAUUAAUUUUUUAACUUGUUAAAAAGUAUUUAAUAAUAAGAAACAUAUCUAAUUGAUGAAUCAAGCAAUGUAAUUUAUUUUAUAUUUGAUGAUUAGUGAUAAAAUCACAUAAUAAAUAGAUCUAUUCAAUAUACUAACAAAGUUGAAUGACCUUGAGAAACUUAAAGAAGUGAUUUUCUCUCCAUAGUAAUUAUUGAUGUUCAAUUUCACUCCAAAACCAUUGAUAUCCUUAGAUAAUACAACCGAAGUAUUCAACAGGACAAUAGUUGAGGAGAGGACAAGAAACAAUAAUACAAAAUAGUAAAGUAUAUCAUCAUUUUUAGGGAUGAAACCUCCUCAAACUCUGAAUUGUAAAAUAAAAUGCAUUACAAUCUAUAAGCUGAUGCAAAGAUGUAUGGCAAAAUAUAUUCGGUAAUCAGAGAAACUAUUAAUAGGCUUAUGAUGAUGUCUUACAAGAAGCUGAGAAUGAUCAAGAAUCUUCUACUUGCAGCAAUCUGAGUAAAUAAAUAAUUCGCAAAUUGGGUGCUGAAGUAUAAACUAUCUUUAAAUUAUCUAAACUAAUUGACUUUCAUUAGAAUUAAAACAACACUAGGAGGAGGGGAAUGACAACAGAGACUCUAAGAAGAGUAUUAUAUUCUAAAACAAAUUUAUAAGAAUGA
This is a messenger RNA of Paramecium octaurelia, 2261 nucleotides long. NCBI's taxonomy places the organism in Eukaryota, Ciliophora, Oligohymenophorea, Peniculida, Parameciidae. The record is from the annotation of a GenBank genome assembly.